This is a messenger RNA of Uranotaenia lowii, 6026 nucleotides long. RefSeq lists its product as uncharacterized. Lineage: Eukaryota; Metazoa; Arthropoda; Insecta; Diptera; Culicidae. The record is from RefSeq and is a predicted model, not a curated record. The transcript has 7 exons. Bases 1 to 1158 code for a protein of 385 amino acids.
AUGACCACAGCCAAAGCCUGUCAACCAAGCGCAACAGCGCAGGAAAUACCGUUAGGCCGAUCGGGAAAAAUCGUGCAUCUGGAAAACGCAGUGAGCAAUAUCUCUUAUCUACCUCCUCGUGAGUACAGUAACAAGUCUAGCUAUGUCCGCUACCCAAGGUUGCCAACAAAAGCAUCGCCGAUGCGAAAAACACGUACGUUCAUCGUCAGCACCACAACCAUCUGCUUUGCUCGACGACUCCGGAAGAAGGGCCCGUCUGAGGGAGCUCAUUCGCAGCAGCAGCAACAUCCGAUUUUGUCCCGCAAACACGAACCCUGCUUAUUCAGCACAGUAUCAUCAGGACGAAUCAGGACAACGCCCAGAAUUAUUAAGCGUGAAUACAAAUUGCAAAAGAAAAACAAAACACUGGAGCAAAACACGGUGCAGAAAUCCGCAACUGCAGGAAAAAUAUUCAUCGCGGAAUCUGUCAGGCAUCGGAGCAUUUUGGACUUGACAUCGGUCAACUUUUGUAUUGCCAAGAAUUGGCUAAAAAAGAAGCCUCAUUCCGCUGUUGGCAACAUUGCGCUUCCGGAAGACGGCGCAGAAAAGUUGAGAAGUGAAAGUGCGCCAUUGGUGAGAAACACCGCCCCCCGGAAAAAAAUCAUCUUUUCUCGGCCAGAGCCACAGUGGCAUCUCGCCGACAGCCAUCCAAGAAACCGGGAGAUCCCAGAAUCGGGUAGGGCUAAGGACGACCGGGAACGCACAGCGGCUCAAAACGAGGAAAAAAGUCGCCAAGCCACCAAUCCAGCGCCACACAAUCCGGUCGCUCUCAGCCCGGAAAGCGUACGAAGCGCAAGGAACCGUGCCGGUACAUACGGAACAAAGAGCCGACAGUUUCGACCGGCGUGUUUGCCUAUCAGCCCCGUCCAAAUCCGAGGCCCAGAAACAGGCGAAGGAAGAAGAGCCAUUAAAAGGGGUCAGGUGUAUACUGACCCCUUUUUUGUAACAGGGCAGAAGGUCCUUGCUGCGAUCCAUCCCGUGAAGAAACUUCAUUCCGGUGGCAACGAGAAAAUCGAACUAGAAAGCAGCGAAACUCUACGUUUACGUUUGCUGGGGCUUUUUUCCCUUUUGUUCGCCAUUUCCAUAGCUCAGCAAUUAACGAGCGCAUCCGAACAUUAAGCCGGGUACCACUUCCGGGUCAGCAGGCACGUGGUUUGAGUGGACCUUGGCAGAAGGUCCUUGUAAACAUCCAUCCGAGUGAGGCCAAACACACAAGCGCAAUUUAUUCCGGAAGCAUCCAGGGCCGUCGAUCAGGAUUGCGUAUUACAUUUUCCGUUUACGUCGCUCAGCAGUGGGCGAGCGGUUCCGAACAUCUCUUCCGGUUCUGGCCAUUCAAGCAGGAACAGUUUGUUCCGGGAACAUCCGGAAAAUCCAGCCGGCAAGGAGCGAAUUCCUACAGUCACGUGGUUUGCAGCUAGGUGUCGUCGAGUGGCAUUGCACUAUUGUUUAUCGCCCGGAGCAGAAGCGUUUCUUGGCGGGCAUCAUAUCUUUCAUCGAAUCGCAGCUAAUUUACUGCUGGAGUUGCGAUCAAUUUUGCAUGCGAUUCGCAUUCAGGAACCAUCUUCGCUUGGAGAACCGGAUAGGCGCGACACUACCGUUUGUGAGUCUUUUCGGUAGUCGAACCGGAAACCCAAUCACCAGAAGCAGGAUUUUGAAUCCACUCGUGGAUUUAUCCAAGCAGUGGGAGGUGAGCUUCUCUUUCCACCGCCGUUCGAAGAUUGGUCAGCAGAUGACAAGCGUGAGGAGGUGUUUCCGGAAAUUCUGUGGCGCGAGUCAAGCGUCAGCCGGAAGAUACCGCGAUCCGCGGUGUGAGUGCAGCGUGUGGAAGAAAAGUGUACUGGUUUGCCUCGACGGACGGUCGUAUAGCAAAUCGCAGCGUCAGAGUGGUGCUGAUCAGCGGAAUAUCCGGUCCGCGCCCCUAAGGUUGGACAUCGGGUCGGACAAGGAAGGACAGGGAUCCCCUGGGUCCGCAGGAAUCAGUUUCGUCGUCGUCGAGCGCCACAGCCAAGACCAUCUGAGCAUGCAUCGGGUCGGAAGCGAACGUCGCUCGAGGAACCCCGAACAUGGGCUCAACAGCAUGCAGCAAUAAUUGAUGUAAGUCGCUUUUUCAUUAUCUUUAUGGGAAGGGAGAAAAUGGGUAAUUUUUUGAAAGUUCGCAACCCUGAAUAAAGUUGCACAAUAUAAUGUCUGUUUGCUAAGUUUAGUAUUUCAUUUAUUUGUGGCACCGACCACGAGAAGCCCACAUUACAUGCUUAUACUGAGGACUGCUGUUUGUGCGACAUGUCAAACUAUAGUGUUAAACCUGAUAUUUUGUAUACGCGAACCGUUUUUGGCUUAACUUUGUCCGAUUAACUGUAACGGACAAAAUAUAUGUCCGCUAUGUGUGAAAAUUAAGGUCCCGCAAAGUUUUAGGUCGAUGUAUUUCGUUAAAUAUAACGAUCUGUGUGCUUCUGGGGUUUAACAAUCAGUUGGGAUUUGAACUUUGUGUCAAUAGUCUUUACCAUUAAAAGUUACAUUUCCUAUAAUGCAAUAAUGACAUAUUUUGGUAUAUGAUUCUUAUACACAGGUCUUUAAACUUUCUUCAAUUCUUUGCAUGUUGUUUUGCAUUGUUACGGUUCCAAACUCUAUUCUGGAAUUUUUUUCUUAUUUGCAAGCGUAAUAAUUGAUGGAUGAUUGAAUCGAUUGAAUCAUCAAAGUAGAUUAUUAUUGAUUGACUCGAAGUAUAAUCAAAAUAUCUUGGAAAAUCUCUGAUUUUCUGAAAAUCUGUAUGAAAUCUGUAUAAAUUUCCAUUUAUCUGUAAUCUGUAUAUACAGAUUCUGUAUUACAAAAUGUCCAAAAAAUCUGUAUAUUUACAGAAAAAUCUGUAUAUGUGGUAACGCUGCCUGUCGCUGCUAACUGGCGCUCAAUUUUCAUUCUGCAUCCUCGUGCGCUCCCAUGAGCUUUACAUAAGGUGCGGAGAUAUUUUGAUGCUUUCACAAAUAUAUCAGUAUCUUCAGACUGGUGUGCGUGCAAUGCGGUCUGAUUCGCAUCAAUGACGUCAUAAGAGUUGUUUGGGUUGCAAUUACGGAAGAGUUUUUGAUUUAGAUAACUUUUGUUUAAUGAAAAAAUGACCAAAUGCUGCAUAAAAUCCUGCAAAAUUUCGCAGGUCGACGCUAAGAAGCAAAAUAGAGCAGUGAGUUUUCAUCAGCUACCGAAGGAACCCGCGGUAUGCAAAAAAUGGCUCGCGUUCUGUGGCCGUGAGGAUGGAUCCGGCAUAUACGUGUGCUCCCAGCAUUUCGAAUUGACGGAGUUUGUCUGGUCUGGUAAUCUGCUUUGCCAUCCGUUCGUUGCCCUCCAACUGAGUCUGCUCGAUCCAUCAGAGCAAAACUGAGGAACCGGAAGCAAGUGGUCGAAGAAUUUCUACAGAGAAAUGCAAACUUGGGGAUCAGUUGAAGUCAUCGCCCUCGAUUACAGGAUUUUCUAAGAUGGUUAUUCCACAAUAGAUCACAAAAAGUUGGUCGCAGUGGAUCUUCUCAUACAAAGAAAAGAUGGUUAUUCCACGACGACGGAACAAUCCACCGUAAAAAAAACGCGUUCUGUAACGACCGAAUCACGCUGAAAAAAGCCAUUUAAUACUCAUUUUGAGAUGGGAAAUUCACUCAACAAGGAUAUAUGUUUCACCUUUUAUACGAGCGUUCACUAUUUUCAGUAUUAUAGUACUUUAAUCAUGUUAAUUUGACCAACUUUUCUAGUAAACUGUAUUACGCACUGCAGCCCCGAUGAUGUUAUGACGUCAUCACCGUAAUACACACAAUGUUUACGUUUUUUCGAUCACCUAUACCACGGCAAACCGAGUUCAUCCACACCUCUACAUCUAGCUCAUGGCGUGCGCUCUUCUAUAUCCAGUCGAUUAUGCAGACUAUCGCAGCACUUUCCAACGAGGGGUCUCCCGAUGACACAUAGGUAGUUCUAAAAACAGUAAAGGCUGCCUCGCAAUACCGCGUCGGACGUCGCGUCGCGUCAGCUGUCAACGCUGUCGUUGAGUACUAAAACGCUGACGCGAUGCACUGGAAUUUAUUUGCAGCACAAUACAGCGUCCACUGACUAGGCUUUCCAGAAUUUUUGAGACAAAACUCGGGGUGCCUUACAUUACAAAACACAGAAAAAGGACGAUAAUUUUAUUUUUGAGUAUAUUUGUGUCAAACUUUGACAAUAAAAGCAUAAAAAAGGAAUAUUCAAACCCUGCUGACGCGCUGGAUUUUUGAUUUAUUUCAAAACAAAAACGUCGACGCUGGAGAACGCUGCUGUUUAGAACAAGUUUAGCGUUUUAGUACAAUGCUGUCACUGACGCGACGCACCAUUGUGGUGGCUCAAACGGAAAACGGUAUCCCCAAAAUGAAAUGUCAACGCGACGCGACGUCCGACGGGCUAUUGUGUGGGCGCCUUAACAAUGGCUGAUAUGGAUAAAGCUUUAACUUUCGAGCAGUUUUGUCAGUCAAAUACUUCGAAUGGCAUACAUAUCUUUUAUCCGGAGAAUGUUCUAUUCUGCUUUUUCAUAUCUAGCUGAGCAAAUGCUUUCAAAUUUUGCCAUUACGAAGCAAUUGCCAUUUUCUUAUUCAUACCAACUAAUAUCUUUGAAAAACAAUUGUUUAAUCCAGGAUUAAUCCUUAUUUGAAUUGUCAACCUUUUAUGAAUGAAUUAAAACCGCGCAGAAAAAAGUGGUGAUUUGUUCAAAGUUAUCUCAACUUAAUACUUAUUAAAAAAAAAUAGAUUUCUACAAAAAAAACUAGACAUUUUAAGUAGGUUUACAAAGUAAUGGUUUCACUUAAUUCUUACACACAUUGGAGUUACCCGGACUACUAAAUAAAAGUGAAGAAAACCUCGAAUCUCAUUCCACAUAUUGUUCCAAAUCAAUUUAGUUUUUUUUUGUCAUAAAAAAGCAGGAGAAUUUUCUUUCCUUCAAAUUCAAAACAACUUGCUUAUUUGAAGAAUCUUGUUUGUUAUACGAAUUUUAUCAGAUAGGUACACAUAUUUGUUGUUAAAUUAAGAUGCUAUCAUUUCGUAUAUUGCGAUUAGACAGACAUAUUUCUGCUCAUUUAAACUCUUGAAUGUUAAAUAGGGCAUCAGAGUGGUUAUUGCGCAACGCGCUUUGAUUUAGGUUUUAUUUGGAUUGUGCACCAUAAAGAGAAACAGCAAACGAUGAACAAUGUAUUUUUGUUUAAUUUGAAAAGCUGAUAUUCGUGUAACGUAAGCAUAAAUGUGGGUAUACCUUUCGUUAUCUGUACCCUAAAAUGCCAACUUGUGACUUUAUGACACAUAUUUUUUUUCUAUUCAUGAGGACAAUUCAAACUGAAAGUGUGCUUUUCACUUGAUAUUAAAUAUUUGCUACCCGAAACACGACUUUAUUCUAUUGAUACACGAUGUCCCAUAUUCGCUGUUUUCUGUGCACAAACUACUGAAAUUAUCGAUAUUAAGUAUAUACUUAUCAUGUAGCUGCAUACGAUUUCCGAUUUAUUGCGCCUUCAUUAUUGGCAUUAGAACAAACACCACCAGAACAAAAUGAUUAUCUAGUACAUAACACACAUAUCGGAAAUAAUCAUAAUCAUCACAAAUCCCAUUAGGCAAUUCCGUCACGAGUAUAGGUAAAGACAAUCGUGCGAAUGAGACCAUCACGAACCGACUCCGAUUGAGAGCCGACACAAAAUCUGAAACAUACAUUAUCGCAGUUCACUUUUGCCACCGACUGACUAACCGGAUACCAUCCCACUUUAUUGAAAACGACGCCAAUCUUGUACAUCUUGUGUCUUUGGACAAAGACCGGUCGAUCGAAAGAAAUUUCCAGCAUUGAAUUGUACUGCACUCGCUGAUUGCAGUGUGUAUAGGUUAAACGAGAACCAUGGGCAUCCAAGAGAUGAGCAUACAGCAGCUCGGAGUAUCGAUCGUUGCCGACAAUAGAUGACCCUUGAACCUGGGUCGGUACCUCGAUACCAAUGAUGCACACAGAUCUA